Messenger RNA from Malania oleifera, 3757 nucleotides. Its product is annotated as probable serine/threonine-protein kinase At1g09600. Gene Ontology annotation, cellular component: cyclin-dependent protein kinase holoenzyme complex; nucleus. The transcript is spliced from 8 exons. Gene Ontology annotation, biological process: positive regulation of transcription elongation by RNA polymerase II; protein phosphorylation. The record is from RefSeq and is a predicted model, not a curated record. Bases 1045 to 3222 code for a protein of 725 amino acids. Lineage: Eukaryota; Viridiplantae; Streptophyta; Magnoliopsida; Santalales; Ximeniaceae. Gene Ontology annotation, molecular function: ATP binding; cyclin-dependent protein serine/threonine kinase activity; RNA polymerase II CTD heptapeptide repeat kinase activity.
GAGAGUCGUGUGCUUGUCAGCGCUAUUCUUCGCUCUCUUCUCCAAUCGGACCGAACCAGAGACGCACGGAGUUACUCCGUCUCUCUCUCUCUCCCCCCCCUAUGGUGCACUUUCUCUUUCUAGGAAAACAGAGAGAAAGAGAAGAGGGGGGUUGGUUUCAGCUACUCUGAAGUAGGAGCCACCCUGUCCAAACCCAACAUCCAUCGGCCAUUCGCAUUUCUAGGCUUCUCAAGAUCCGAAACUCUCUCUCUCUCUCUCUCUCUCUCUCUCUCUCUCUCUCUCUCUCUCUCUCUCUCUCUCAUUUCAUCCCACCGCUUGUUUUUCCAAAUCAGGUUAUCUGGAAAAAUCUCGGUAAAUCUUGGGCGCAUUUGUUUGGCAUUGGUUGGAUUUUUUGUUUUCCAUCAAUGACAUUAAUCAAUUGACAGCAGCAAAACUCGCACGCCCACCCAACUCAAUCCAAUUACCGUCCGGGCCGGUACCAUUCCAUCAAGUCAUCACGCCUGAUCCAAUAUGGCGUUCGUUCGUGCUGGGUUUUUCCAGCUAAACAUGACACAUAGGUUUUCUCCUUGAUCACCCCUGUUUGGCUGUUUCUGAUCGAGUUUUACAGAUUUGGGGAUCUGGGUUCUUCUGGUUUUGAGCAAAACGCUUUUGGUAUUUCUAAAUUUGAUGUAUAUUUGGUGUUCUUUUUAGGCUUUAUUGAUGAUAUCUUAUUAUUUGGGGAUCUGGGUUCUUUCUCGUCUAUCCAUAGAUUGAUUCUGAAGGGUUUUAGUUUUCUGGCAUUGUGUUUUAACCGAGAAACAAUAAUUCAUACGUUCAAAAAAUUGUUUUCAUUUUUGAAAAAUUGGUUGGAAUUGAAUGUUGGCUUUCGGAUAUCCGGAAAAGCAUUGAUUGGAGCACGCUAGAAGCUUUUGAAUUGGGGAUGUUGAUUGAAUCCUAGAAUCUUAAUGCCGCAGGGGUUUGGGCAAAGAAAGUCAGUUUUCGAGUUAGGAUUUCCCAGAACUCUACAGUUUCCUGUUUGCAAGCAGGGGACUGUGAAGGAGGAUUAUGGGCUGCUUAUGCUCAAAAGGAAUUUCUGUAAAUGAGUACGUAGAGAGCCAUAUCAGGGAGAAAGAAUUAAGCAAAUCUUCUAAGCGGCUUGUAGCUUCCUCGAGAAGAGAGGAAAUUGCAGCAGAGGGUGAUCACGGCGGGAAUGAUGCGACUGCACGGUUAAUAUCUAAGCAGCCUGUGGAAGAAAAUGCAGGGUCCACCCCAAUUUUGUGGGAUGAAGGGGAGAAGAAGGCAGAAGUUGUUGAGAAGGCAACCCCACCUGAGCUUUGCAGACCAGGAACAAUUGAGGCUGGGGCAAGUGGAGCACAACCCCAGUUGUCUAGGAUAGUUAGCUUGUCCAAUGGGGUUCAAGGGGCGCAAGUUGCUGCUGGUUGGCCAUCUUGGCUGACUGCAGUGGCAGGGGAAGCAAUCAAUGGGUGGGUGCCUCGGAAAGCAGACUCAUUCGAGAAGUUGGACAAGAUUGGACAAGGAACUUACAGCAGCGUGUACAGAGGCCGUGACCUUGAGACUGGCAAAAUUGUUGCCAUGAAGAAGGUGCGGUUUGUUAAUAUGGAUCCAGAAAGUGUUCGUUUUAUGGCAAGAGAAAUUCUUAUUCUGCGUAGGCUUGAUCACCCAAACGUAAUGAAGCUUGAAGGUCUGGUAACUUCAAGGGUCUCUGGCAGUUUAUACCUUAUAUUUGAAUACAUGGAGCAUGAUCUUGCUGGGCUUGCGGCAGCACCUGGGAUAAAGUUCACAGAACCACAGAUCAAAUGCUAUAUGCAACAGUUGCUUCGUGGACUUGAACAUUGCCAUGCUCGUGGAGUCCUGCACCGUGACAUCAAGGGUUCCAAUCUUCUGAUUGACAAUAAUGGAAAUCUUAAGGUUGGUGACUUUGGGCUGGCGACUUUUUUCCAUUCCAGCCAGAGGCAGCCUCUUACAAGUCGUGUAGUAACUUUGUGGUAUCGACCGCCUGAGCUUCUGCUUGGUGCUACAGAUUAUGGAGUUGAGGUCGAUUUGUGGAGUAGUGGUUGCAUUCUUGCGGAAUUGUUUUGUGGGAAGCCCAUCAUGCCAGGAAGAACAGAGGUGGAGCAACUACACAAGAUCUUCAAACUUUGUGGCUCACCUUCUGAGGAGUACUGGAAAAAAUCAAAAUUGCCACAUGCAACAAUUUUCAAACCUCAAAAUCCUUACAGGCGUUGUGUUGCUGACACAUUCAAGGACUUUCCUUCUUCAGUGCUAACCCUGCUGGAUGUCCUCCUUGCAAUAGAACCUGAGAGCCGGGGGUCAGCUUCUUCUGCACUUCAGAGUGAGUUUUUCAGGACGAAGCCUCUUCCAUCCAGUCCAUCAAGUUUACCCAAGUACCCACCAAGUAAGGAGUUCGAUGUCAGGCUUCGGGAUGAGGAAGCCAGAAGGAAAAAGACGGCUGCUGGUAAAGGACGCGAUGGAGAAUCCUCUAGAAGGUGUUCCAGAGAAUCUAAGGCAGCCCCAGCACCAGAUGCCAAUGCGGAGUUGCAGGUGUCUAUGCAGAAACGGGGGCAGCCAAAUCCUAAAAGCAGCAGUGAAAAGUACAAUCCUGAAGAAGAUGGUGGCUCAGGAUUCCCUAUUGAGCCUCCCGGGUUACAAAAUGGUUUCUCUCAUUCUGGCCAGUUAGCACAUCCUAAUGCAUUUGGAUCUUCACUGGGUGUGAAUAUGAAUGAGGAUGAUACUCUUUUUGAUUCUUCAAAGAAUGACAAAGGGACCCAAAGAUCUUACAAACCUUCAGGUGCAACUGAAUUGUCCAGGUUUUCCAGUUCAGUAGCAGUUCGAGGCAAUUCGAGAGAGACAAAUUUAAAUUCUCAUUGGGCUCCAAAGGGUCUUUUGAAUGCUGGAUAUAAUCAGCUAGAUGGUGCUGAGUCCUCUAGAAAACAUGACUGGUUCCACCGCUUACUGGAAGGGCCAAAGUCCUCUCGUAGGAAGCAUGAACGAGCGUCAGGAAAGGAAUCAACAAUGGGUUAUGCUCCGAAGAAUAGUCGGAUCCACUACUCUGGACCAUUGUUGCCUCCUGGGGGAAACCUUGAGGAAAUGCUCAGAGAGCACGAGAAACAAAUCCAGCAUGCUGUGCGCAAGGCUCGUUUGGACAAGGCUAAGACCAAGAAGACCUAUAGUGACAGUGGACAAACUGAAUCACUGCUUCACUAUGGGAGAAAUGGAAGGUGACCUUUCUAAGGAAAUUACACUGCCUUAGUUUGGAUCAAAAUAUCGAUGUGGAAUUGCAUAAUUGUCAUGUUGGGAAGAAUUACUUCUGGGUUUUGGCAAAUCCCGUCACCGGGAAAAAAAGAACUUGGAUUUCAUGGAGUAGCUUUUCAUUGUGUCAGAUAUAUGGAGUUAUAUCUGCCAUAUGCUUACUGAAAGUGUGAAGAGGGUUUAUAUAUGAGUUGGCGAAGAUGGGAUAACUUUCAAAAGCCAAAAUCACAUGUGCGGUCUUAGUUUGUGGUGAUCAUUGACAAAAUUUCCAAUUAUUUGUAUAUUUGAUGGAAAGAAGCAGAGGUUUUGUUCGGCAUCAUUCAGCUUCUGGAGAUGGAUGCUUUUGUACAGCUGAAAAUUGGUUAACUCUUACAGAUAAAUCAAAAUUCACAUAAUUUUGUGUAAAGACGGUUCUAAUGAACAUUUCCACACAAGCUGCCCUGUGAUUCAAACAGACAACUGUAGAAGACAGUUUUCAUACUAAAAAUACAUGAAUAUACUUGUCUCA